UAAUUAGAAUUACAAAUUUAGAACACAAAAAAAACUUUAUGUUAUAUUUCCCGUUCAUAGAAUCAAACUCAAUUUGAAGUUCUUUUCACAACCGGCCGUCCGGCGAUUGUGCUCCGAGCUCCGGCAUUGCGGUCCCCCAAUUUGUUCUCUUCAUAUUUACAACUUCAUUGCACGAUUUCUGCAUCUGAAUCUUUCUCUGAAGGAGGAUCAAUAUGUCGCUUCAACGGCUCCGGGAUCCGGUUUCUCUUCUCCGAGCUCGGCUCCGAGCUUUCUAUUCGUCUUCACCUACCUCCUCCAGAUACAUUUCUCGGUGUAGCACUUGGAAUGUACAAAGGUUUUCUGUUGCUGGUGAUGGCCCCCUCUUUAGGCCUGUGUCUUUUUCUCUUUUCACUGGAGCUUGUGGUCGAACAUUGCAUUUAGAGCAGCCAGUUAGUAUCAGGUUUUUCUCAUCCACAGAUUCUUCACAUGCGGUCCUUGAAAUGCCAGCAUUAUCGCCUACAAUGAAUCAAGGUAAUAUUGCCAAAUGGAGGAAAAAAGAAGGGGAUAAGAUAGCAGUUGGCGAUGUCCUGUGUGAAAUUGAAACUGACAAAGCUACUCUUGAGUUUGAAAGUCUCGAGGAGGGAUUCUUGGCUAAAAUAUUGGUUCCCGAAGGUUCAAAAGACGUACCAGUUGGACAGCCCAUUGCAAUCACGGUUGAGGAUCCAGAUGAUAUCCAUAGGGUCUCUGCCGAUGAUGUAUCAGGUGCAUCUGUUAUUAAAGAUGAUACGGUAGGGGGUCAAGAGGACAAAAAUGAGGAUGGGGCACAAGCAAGUUCUGUGGAGAUAAACCCAUCGAAACUUCCCCCUCAUAUUAUACUUGGGAUGCCAGCUUUAUCUCCAACUAUGAACCAAGGUAACAUUGCUAAUUGGAGAAAGAAAGAGGGAGACAAGAUCGAGGUGGGUGAUGUAAUAUGCGAGAUAGAGACAGACAAGGCCACCCUUGAAUUUGAAAGUCUUGAAGAAGGGUAUUUGGCCAAGAAACUAGCACCUGAAGGCUCAAAGGACGUGGCAGUUGGAAAACCGAUUGCAGUUACAGUUGAAGAUCCUGCAGAUAUUGAAUCUGUAAAAAAUGCUGUUAGUAGUAGUGUGGGGAUUAAAGAGGACAAAGCUACCCACAGUACUACUAGAAAGGACGUUGGAACAUCAAAAGGAGGUAGUGUUGCAAGAAUAAGCCCUGCUGCUAAGUUGCUAAUUGCGGAACAUGGUCUGGAUGCAUCAUCAUUGAAGGCAUCAGGGUCUCAUGGCACACUGUUGAAAGGGGAUGUUCUGGCUGCCAUUAAAUCAGGGAAAGGCUUGUCUUCUUUGUCCAAAGAGAAAAGCUCACCUGGCGUCCGUGCACAGGCUUCUUCCACAGCCUCAUCGGAAUCAAAAUCUCCAAUAAAGCAAUCUGAUCCUUUUGAAGAUUUACCUAAUAGUCAAAUUCGCAAGGUGAUUGCUAAAAGAUUAUUGGAGUCGAAACAAAAUACACCACAUCUAUAUUUGUCCACAGAUGUUAUAUUGGAUCCUCUUCUUUCAUUUAGAAAAGAUCUUAAAGAGAAGCAUGAUGUCAAAGUUUCCGUGAAUGAUAUUGUCAUCAAAGCCGUAGCAGUUGCUCUAAGAAACGUGCCUGGAGCAAAUGCUUAUUGGGACAAUGAGAAGGGGGAAGUUGUUUUUUGCGACUCUAUUGACAUAUCAAUUGCAGUUGCUACUGAGAAGGGUUUAAUGACUCCAAUCGUGAGGAAUGCUGAUCAGAAGACUGUAUCAAUGAUUUCUUCGGAGGUCAAGGAGUUAGCUGAGAAGGCCCGUGCAGGGAAGCUCAAACCAGAUGAAUUCCAAGGAGGCAGUUUCAGCAUUUCAAAUCUAGGAAUGUUCCCAGUGGAUCAUUUUUGUGCUAUAAUAAACCCUCCGCAGGCUGGAAUUCUUGCUGUAGGUAGAGGCAACAAAGUUGUUGAGCCAGUAACUGGAAAUGAUGGAACUGAGAGACCUGUUGUCGUCAACAAAAUGAAUUUGACAUUGUCUGCCGAUCAUCGUGUUUUUGAUGGAAAAGUCGGAGGUGAAUUCUUCUCAGCAUUACAAGCAAACUUCAGCAAUAUCCAGAGACUGCUACUGUAAUGUGAUCGAGAUUUCGAAACCUUAUUUUUAUUCCGGAAAAUGUGAAAGUAUCCCUUUGAUUUUGGGAUUGAACAAUUCAUAUGCAGCUGUUGCCUCUUUCCAACAGCAAAAAGUUUUCAAGAGAACCAAACUUUAAGGUGCCAUUACAAAGCAACCUAGGAAUAAUGGUGUAUAAAAGCAUGAGUCCUGUCAUUUUUUUUUCAAUAAUUGCUUUUUCUUCAAACAAAAUUUUGAAUCAUUUUGAUCACUCCAUCCUAUUUGUGGUAAUAAAAGAAAUUGGCCAUUUGAUUGCCA
Molecule: messenger RNA, 2423 nt
Organism: Momordica charantia (bitter melon)
Lineage: Eukaryota; Viridiplantae; Streptophyta; Magnoliopsida; Cucurbitales; Cucurbitaceae
Gene: LTA3
Product: Dihydrolipoamide acetyltransferase, long form protein
Biological process (GO): pyruvate decarboxylation to acetyl-CoA
Cellular component (GO): mitochondrion; pyruvate dehydrogenase complex
Molecular function (GO): acyltransferase activity
Source: RefSeq, a predicted model, not a curated record